AUGGCACACGAGGAAGCUCUCCAGGUGACCACAGACAGCGAAGAAGAAUGUACCUUUUCUUCAGAAGAAGAGGAAGACUUUGACGAUGAACUCCUGCAUUUCGAGGAGCGCUUUGAUGCUGCGGAGGACACAGUUUCUAAUGAAUGUGAUAAUGACCGUGAGCAGAUGCCUGCUGCAAAGAGAGCCAGGACUCUUUCAUGGAAAGCAGAGACUGAUGUUGACGGGGCUCCACAGACUCUGAGAUUCCUGCCUGCUCGGGAACCUGGACCGCAGUUGUCUACUGCUGACGCGAACUCUCCCAUGAGUCUUUUCAAACUGUUUUUCACAGACAGUGCCGUGGAUAACCUGUGCCAGAACACAAAUGCUCAGGCCGCCAGGGCAGCUGCAAAGGGCCGCAAGUACAAGUGGACCGAUGUCAGUGUUGAUGAGCUUUACCGCUACAUCGGACUCGUUUUCUACAUGGCCGCGGUGAAGAUGAGCUCCAUCGCUGACUACUGGCGGGAGGACAGCCUUUUCUCUCUGCCUUUUCCCGCCACAGUUAUGUCAAGGGACAGAUAUCGCACCAUUUCAUGGAAUGUACACAUGAGUCACCCAGACGCAGACGAGGAAAACGACAGAAAGAGGGGCACAGCCCAACAUGACCGUCUGUUCAGGAUCAAACCCCUCAUGAACACGAUCCGUCUUGCGUGCAAAGCCUUCUAUCAUCCUAGAAGAAAUUUAGCUGUGAAUGAAAGAUUGGUGGCAUGCAGAGCAAAGAGAGAAGUGACACCGUGCAUGAAAGCCAAGCUGACAAAGUUCAAGUUUUUCAUCCUUUCAGACUCAUCAAAUGGAUAUACUGUGGACUUCUCUGUCUACACGGGCAAGAAUAGCUUUCCCACAGACCGUGGGCUUUCGUAUGAUGCUGUGAUGUCUCUCCUGGACCGUAAAGUUUUGGGCUCUGGGUACCAUGUGUACAUGGAUGAUUUCUACACAAGUCCAAAGCUCUUCACAGACUUGUUUGCUCUGAAGUUUGGUGCUUGCGGGACGUACAGAGACCAGAGGAAGGACUUCCCGAAGACUGCAGCUAAUUCACUGAGCAGAAACUGCAGGAGGAUCCAUCAGCACAUGGGGGGUGUUGACCUGUCCGAUCAGCUGUUGCAAUACUACGCCGCACAGCACAAAACCAUGAAGUGGUACAGAAAAAUCUUCCUACACUUCUUGGACAUUGCCGCCAACAACGCUUUCAUAUUGCACAAAGAGCUGCUUGGCAGCAUGACUCACGAUCAGUUCAUGGAAGAGCUUAUUGCAGAGCUCUGUGGCUUGUCACAGAAAGCAGCACCAAAACAGUUUAGCACAGAUCACGUGCCUGUUCCAGGAGCUCAGCUGACUUCAAACGUCAGAAGAAUUGCUACGGUCGGCCGCCGGAUCUGUGUGCAUUGCAAAGCCGUGCAUGGAAAGAAGCAACAAACACCUUGGAAAUGCCAGGCUUGUGACGUUCACUUGUGUCUUCAGUUGAACAGAAACUGUUUCCAGGAAUGGCACAAAAGUCUGUGA
This is a messenger RNA of Onychostoma macrolepis, 1533 nucleotides long. RefSeq names its product piggyBac transposable element-derived protein 4-like. Lineage: Eukaryota; Metazoa; Chordata; Actinopteri; Cypriniformes; Cyprinidae. The record is from RefSeq and is a predicted model, not a curated record. The coding region runs from base 1 to 1533 and encodes 510 amino acids. The transcript is spliced from 3 exons.